Strigops habroptila (Kakapo) is the source of this 828-nucleotide messenger RNA. RefSeq names its product interleukin 10 (gene IL10). Gene Ontology annotation, molecular function: cytokine activity. Gene Ontology annotation, cellular component: extracellular region. Lineage: Eukaryota; Metazoa; Chordata; Aves; Psittaciformes; Psittacidae. The record is from RefSeq and is a predicted model, not a curated record. Gene Ontology annotation, biological process: immune response. The transcript has 5 exons. The coding region runs from base 1 to 537 and encodes 178 amino acids.
AUGCAGCCCUGCUCACCAGCCCUGGCCUUGCUGCUCCUGGCUGCCUGCUCCCUGCCUGCCAGUGGCUCACCCGCCGAGCCCAGCUGCCUGCACUUCCCACAGCUCCUGCCUGCAAAGCUCAAGGAGCUGAGGAUCAAGUUUGAGGAAAUCAAGGAUUACUUUCAAUCAAAAGAUGAUGAACUUAGCAUCCAGCUGCUCAGCUCUGAACUGCUGGAUGAUUUUAAGGGGAGCUUCGGGUGCCAGUCAGUGUCAGAGAUGAUGCGGUUCUACAUGGAGGAGGUCCUGCCCAGCGCCAUGAGGACCAGCACACACCACCGGCAGAGCAUGGGCGACCUGGGCAACCUGCUGCUGAGCCUGAAGGCGACGAUGAGGCGCUGUCACAGAUUCUUCACGUGCGAGAAGAGGAGCAAAACCAUAAAGCACAUCAAGGAGACAUUCGAGAAGAUGAAUGAGAAUGGAGUCUACAAGGCCAUGGGAGAGUUUGACAUUUUCAUCAACUACAUUGAAGAGUACUUGAUGAUGAAGAGAAAGAAGUGAAAACACCCGCAGGGCUGCGUCUUGCACACCAAAUCCUGCUGGUCUGUCAGAAAUCAAUUUAGGCUGCAUGAGGACACAAGAGAUUAAGUUAUUUUUAGGGUUCAAGUAGAGAACUGCAGGUCAAUCACUUCCAGUUUAAUAUUUAAAAACUGAAUUUAAUAUUUAUUACUUCCAAUACCUCAGUGUUUGUGUUUACAAUGUCUUGUGAAGAAAGAGCUUGUAAAAAGACUAUUUAUUGUUCACUAUUUUAAUGCUGGUUACGAUAGUGCUAUUUUAUUCAUAGCUUUAAAA